Messenger RNA from Cucurbitaria berberidis CBS 394.84, 4459 nucleotides. Its product is annotated as WD40 repeat-like protein. The transcript is spliced from 2 exons. Gene Ontology annotation, biological process: TOR signaling; regulation of actin cytoskeleton organization. Gene Ontology annotation, molecular function: protein binding. The record is from RefSeq and is a predicted model, not a curated record. Lineage: Eukaryota; Fungi; Ascomycota; Dothideomycetes; Pleosporales; Cucurbitariaceae. Bases 35 to 4216 code for a protein of 1393 amino acids. Gene Ontology annotation, cellular component: TORC2 complex; TORC1 complex.
ACUUACAUGGACGCGUCGCUUGGGUCUGGAAACCAUGUCGCUGAGCGACUGGAGACAAUCGUUCAUUGAUUUGACGAAUGAUUCCGACGACGACGAUGACGACGGGCUAUUGUCCUCGUUGCCCGUCGCAACAAUGGCGCCGACGAGAGCCUCCGUCCCUCUACCUAUAAGCGUUACGUCUUCAUACACCUCGACUCCUGCGAUCCGACCGACCGUAAACCACGUACCCAUACCAGGAAGCACCCCACAAACCCCCUCUAUACAUACAAGUGUCUCCAUGGUGGGCAAACAGUUGCCUAAUAAUAGUGUAACUCCACCAACAAGCUCGAGCCGACAUACACCUGCGAGCAUCGGGCGCAAUGGCGCGGCGGUCGCAACGAACUACGUUCCAAUGCCUGGAAGCACACAACACAGUACACACCCCGGACUAAGCAGCGCUGAGAGGACACCUAAAAGAAUGAGGGUUUCAGCACCUAACGGACCGGCGUCACCGCUACGAGGUGUGCAGCACCCUGCUCAAGCUACCACAACGAGAGCGAACGCUACAAACGGACAAUCAGUAGUGGACCCAAGAGCACAAGAACAUCCGCAUGCCCACAGCAAGAUGGAGCGACGUACAUACCACCCUAUUUCUCUUAACAGCUCGAGGAGCACAGAGGCAAAGGAAGCCAUGACGCAAGGACCGCCCCUAGAGCGCCCUGCUAGAUCCACGAUGAACAGGUCCGACAUAGCGAGAGAGUUAUUUCUAUCAAAAUCAAGUUACUUUUCCAGCUCUAUUGCGUUGGGCGAUAAAAAAAAGGACAGCGUUAUGUCGGAUAGACCGCCCAAGCCAGAGCUAGGUUUUCAGCAAUCUACCCCAGGUCCCACGCCAACAGCACAGCCCUCCAAACCAAGUUCGGGACGUCCGAAGUUAGCCAAUCAAUUUACGACCGAGCAAGACCACUACCUGAUAUUCUUGAAGGAAGUCAGGCUCUAUUCGUGGAAGCAGAUCACGGCGGAGUUCAACGCCGAGUUCCCCGGUCGCCAGUACUCUACCCUUCAGUCGCGCUACGCCACCAACCUUAAUAAGAGAGACCGGUCUCAGGAUCCCGCAGUAUUGCGUCUACCUUCUCGGUUUGCUGCUGAAGCAGCCGUCGAUUGGGCAACUGUGCAUGGCAAUCAUCCUGGACCUAGAGCACGUUUGGAGCCCGCCAGUCCGCGUCAAGAUAUAGCAGCAACACAACCUCUUCCGAUAUAUCAGACCACGGAGCAAGAUUAUUCCUCCGGAGCCGACUCUGCGCCUCGUCGAGAACGGUCGCAUCGGGCCAAACGUGUGAAUUAUACAUGGCCAAGAAGCCAUCUAAGGGUCGCUAGGACUGGAGAGGAUGCAGAUGAAGAUGAGGAGGUUUUCGAGAGUCUGGCAGAUACCGAUGCCCCUUCGCGGUCCGAAACACCAACUGAAGAGGUUAUCUCUGUUCCCGAUACAGCUGUGCCAGUGGAAAAUGAGCCUAUGAGUAUGAGCUAUGAUUGUGACGACGCCAAGCUUGCUCUGAACGCCCAGAAAGGUCCAGCUGGUUUGACGCAGAAGCUUCCUUAUCUCAGCAGCUCACAACGUAUAGCUAUCCAAGAUACGCACACAGAUUGGAAUUGGGACCAGUUGUCUAGCCGGUAUUGGCAAGGCGCUGUGCUUCACGUUGACUUCACUCCGAAGGAGCUAGGAGUAGUUGAGAAGGCCGUUGCGAAGAUGAUACGACUUGCUCAGGAAUCAAAGCACACGGCUAGACAAGGACAUGCGCGAGCUACCUUAGCAAAUCUGCCGGAGUCGAAGUUACUUCAGCUUAUCGAUGAUAUUAGACGACGUCUUCCCUCUCGUGAUACAAGCAGUAUUACAGCCUUCUUGCAAGAUGCGAAGGCGGGCCGUAUUCCAGAUGCCCCGCAGGUUCAGAGGCUUGCCGCUGCCAGACCGCAAGACAAGAUGAGUACAACUCAAAAACUGUCGACUUACACCAUAAUGCGUCAACGGGAACUAGGCCAGCAUGCGAAGAGGGGCUGGACUGCGGCAUCUAGACCUGUGACGUAUCAGAUCAAGAACAAAUACAUGGAUUCAUUAGGGCCUGCGUUCUCUUGGACAGGCGCAUCGAGUGACGUCCAUACCGUAGUCUGGGCCCCCGACGGUGAGUGUUUUGCAGCUGGGGCUGUCGCUGUGGAUGACCCCGAUUCCAUGCAGUAUAACAGGCCGAACAAUCUCCUCUAUGGCAAUACUUCCGAUGGGCUUAUCCACGAACUGGGUGAACAUAACAGAAAACGAGAGAAGACGGAAACUGGUGCUAACUCAACGCACGCUAUGUUCGUGUCUCAAGACCCGAAACUAUACACCACCGUCAGCUCCGUGGCAUUCGCACCUAGCGGUAGAGUCAUGUACUCGGCCGGCUACGACGAGACAAUAUGCGCAUGGUAUACAAAAACCGAUUCAGAACAGCCAGUCCUAGGUGCCAAGUUUAGAUGCAGGGCUCAAAUAGACAUCAUGACGGUUAAUCGUAAUCACGGGGGCGUCCUGGCCACCGCAGCGAAGUCAACAGAAAGUAAGGCCGUUAGACUGCUCACCCUCAACGAGGAAGACCUAUCAAUAUGUGGAAAGCACAGCUUCCAUUCGUCAAAGGCCGUGUCGCGUUCCGAUCUCAAGAUUCUCCCAACGUCUCUCCAAUUCGAGCCAGCUUUUGGUGGCCUACUACUUGCUGGCUUCGGUGCCAAUGUUCGCGAUCACGGCUUUGACACGACUGGCGAUUUGUGCCUCUGGGACGUUGAAACACAGACUCAACUACCUAUUUACGGGUCUAAUAGGAAUGUCUUUGACGUCGAGUUCAAUCCAAACCGGUCAUACAUGCCAUUGUUUGCAGUUGGAUGUGUUGCUGGAGCCAAUGUCAACCGCGGCACGCGCUCAGUACUCCGACUUUACAACGAAAAGGUGGAUAAGCUCUGGUGUCCACUUGAAAUAGAGUGCAAGGCCUUAGACAUAAACGAUGUUGUUUGGUGCCCGUAUGAUGAGCAUCUUAUCGCUGCCGGCUGCACGGAUGGACGUGCCUACGUCUGGGAUCUCCGGUGGCCAACCGAUCCCAUACGAACCCUUUCGCAUGGACGGUCUUUGAUGCCCCUGCAAGGCGGUGUUCCACACGAAGUCACGGAUACUGGUAUGCGCUUCUUAUCCUGGGGCGAAAACGCGACAAGGCUGUACUCCGGCUCUACGGACGGUGUUGUCAAGGUCUGGGAUGUUACCCGUUCAGAGGAAAACACUUUCAUCAAAGACCUGAUAACAGCCGACUCUGGAAUCAUGUCUGGCGCCUUUAGUCCCGAUAAGAGCAAGCUCAUCAUUGGUGAAAUCAACGGCUCGGUCAAUGUCCUCGAGGUCGGAAGAGAUGACUGCUCCAUCAAAGAUGUGGCGAAAUUGCGAUUUGUGCCCUACUAUGAUGAAGAGCCGGACCAGGACUCGGUCACUGGUGAACCUCAGGCCCCUGCUGGAGCCGACUCCGGAAUCGUAGAAGGAAACUACUUGCUCCAAAGUAGCCAGGUACAGCUUGCACCACUCGGCGGUCUACCAAUUCGACAGGUAGUACAAGGACCCAGAUAUGCAGGGCCAUUCGAUUCAAGCGUCGACGCUCCUUUUCUGCGCCAACAGGCUCUCGAGUUCCAAUUCAGUCUGGCAGCGAAACCAGGUCCCCAGUGCAACAUCGCCGCUUGCAAGGCUAGCAUAGUCAAGGUCACCAGCGAGGAAAUUGGUGAUUCAGGACGUAGCGCAGAUCGCAUCUCGGACGAAUUGCGUCAGCAGCGGAAAGCAAUCGAGAUCAAUCACGGCAUUAUUCCUGGUAAAUCAAAGUGCACCUACUGCAGUCGACCCGCACGACUCUCUACCACCGAUCCAGACGCCCCAAUUCUAUGCGAGCGGUGCUCUUUCGCCUGCUUCCGUUGUGGAGCUACUAAUCCCGUUGCUGCCGUCACAACGACGCUCAUCUGCCACUCCUGUGCUGGCGUCUGGGAUAUCGGGGCAUUAGGCUACGAAUGCGUUCAACAGCCCAAGACCGUUGGUACAUCCACCGGCGCGCCCUCGUUGAGGACGUUCGGGCGGGAAGCGUAUUUGGAAAGACUGGCGGAUGUGGACACGUCGUUUGGCGAUGACAUGAACGCGCUCACGGACUACUAUCAUUCCCUCGCUAUUGACAGGCCCGAGAGUCCGCCGCUAUGAGCGUUGGUCGGUCCGGACAGGCGAUGUAAAAGAGUCAGUCGAGAAAGGCGAGCAUUUGCAUAUCCAUGGGUAGCAUUCCACCACCUUCACAUAGGAAAGGAAAACUCUGGCUAGGGGCGUUUGGAAAUAAGGAAAAGCGCUGGAUACCUGCAUAUACCCUAUUGAGCGUUUCUCAAACGAAUGGUGCCCUGUAUAAUUAAUCAAAAAAAACAAUACAUACACACCCUCUUCUCUUUUUCGGCG